AUUUCGCGACCGGGAUCGCUGUGAUCGCUGUUAACUCUACGACUCGGUUACUGCGCGAUUGAAAUGUCUCACGAACCAUUAAAACGAUCAACUUCUGUUGGAGAUAAAAGGCAAUGGAUUCGCCCUGAUUUACCGUCAAAAUGUACGUGGCACUUGGGUAUAGAUAUUUCCGAGUCGCCUCAUCAACACAACAAGACGUCAACAAAGUGAGUGAACUCAAGCAACGUUGUCGUCAUGUCUCAGGUCAAUUAUUUGUUAAAUUUCACAACUUGUUUUCUUGACUAGGGAUUCGCAAGAGAAGAUCCUUCCGAACAUUCUUUAUCGUAUUGGAAAGACGCCAUUAGUCAGGAUAAACAACAUAGGAAAGAGUUGUGGCUUGAAAUGCGAGUUGUGUGAGUACUUUAUUAUAUUCAUGGUCCACCGCGCAAUAUGUUUGAAAUUUACAACCUGUUGUUGAAAUCUUCGUUCCCUGUAUACCAGAGUGCUUACUUAUUUACUCUUUUCGUUUGCUGGCUGACAAGUGAAUGAAAAAAAGAUCAUAUGUUUCUUUCUUUAAGUGGCGAAGUGCGAGUUUUUCAACGCCGGAGGCUCAGUAAAGGACAGAAUUGGCCUAAGGAUGAUCGAGGACGCUGAGCGAGAAGGCAGAAUUAAACCAGGGGAUACACUGAUUGAACCAACGUCAGGGAAUACUGGUGAGUUUUUAGGAACUGCUUUCUUUUGCUGGAGUGAGACUCAAUUGUUUUUGUUCCCAAACAACGACCGCAAGACUUGAGCGAAUCAAACCCGUUGUCAGCGGAAGUUUCUGAAUUUUAUAUUCAUCUGCAAGAUCUCUAAAGACUUGCUUUUUUUCAGCUGUCUUACUUUAUAUAAUAAUUAUCAACGCUAAGAUAUACUGUUUUUUAAUAAUUUGAAAAGUAAGUGUAAAAGUAAAAUGAAGUGGGAAAAUGUAUACUCUUUGUAGGUGUGUGCGGAGGUGUGUCUGAGGGCACUUCCGGUUUUGCUCUACGUGAAGAUAAAAUGUUAAUAUGUUGAGCAUUUAUUAAUUGGAAACUCAUUAAUUUUUAUCUGUCUUUGAUGGUCAGUGCAUAUACACUGUACCAUGAUGCCAAAAAUCCCUGAGAGGUGCUAUGCUAAAUGUAUGAUUUACUGUUUACAGGCAUUGGCUUGGCUUUAGCAGCAGCUGUCAAGGGCUACCGUUGCAUUAUUGUUAUGCCAGAGAAGAUGAGCAAAGAGAAGGUGACUUGUCAUUGCUGUUUCCAGUCCCACACAGUUAAAGUCACUAAGUUUAUGAACAGUUAUAAUUCAGAGUCUUAUUUGCAUGGUCCGGCAAUAAGUUUUUCUGAACAUGAAAUGAGGGCUGGAAAUAAUUUAGGCUAAAUUAUGUGACUCUUGCAAGAAAAAACAAGGAAAUUUAUAAAUGAUCAGUGAAAGGCAGUUUAGGCUUUUUUUCCACAGCCCCCUUCCUUUUAUUGUGGGAUAAUGUAAGAGCAUGGUAACUUAAAGUUUGUAAAUUUAAUCUUCUUUCAGGUGGAUGUUUUGCGAGCUCUUGGAGCAGAAAUUGUCCGUACCCCAACAGAGGCCAAAUUUGAUUCCCCAGGUAAGUGAUAAAACUGUGAUGCUGGGCUUGCGAAUGUGAAAUGCAGAUUUAAAGUUUGUUUUAAUUAUUUUACCAUUCCCAUCUGUAGAGUAAAUAAUGGUUUAUUUUAAGGCUCUGUGUCUAGAUGGUUUGCAUUUUGAGGGUUAAAAAAAUUAAUAAGUGGUUUCUUUCAAUAACUGGUUUUGUCCAGUCCUCCAGUUGGGAUAUACUUUAUAUAGAAGAGUAUAUACUACCUACAACUGAAACGAAACAGGGUGCAAUGAGAGCCAGUUUAAUUUACAGCCUGUCAUUCAGGCAAGCUGUAGCUACAUGUAUAGCAUAUAUCAGCCUAAAAAUAAUCACAACUAGCCCCAAAUAGUUUUUUGAUGAGGAGGAUUGAUUACAUUUCUUCUGUAACUUGAAUUUUCCAAAAAAACUUUAAGAAUGGAAUUUACUAGUCCGAUAUAUCAAAAUCCACUAGCCUCAGGCUGUUGGAGCAAGUAGCUAACAACAGUUGCUAAUAACAUUUUUCUCAGUUAAAUGCUCCCGGCAUUUAAUUCAAACUUGGUCUUUUGGACCUGAUGCUUAUUUGAAUUUGCAGUUCCUUCAGGCCUGCUAUUUUUAAAGAAAAGUUGUUUAAUAGGCCUUUUUUUGACAACUAUGUAUAUGUUCUGGUUCCAUUUUGUCCUUGGCUGAAAUUUUAUUCUCCUUUCUUCUAGACUCAUUAUCAUACAUUACCAUCCCCAAAAACAAAGGAAAAAUAACAAUAUUAAACCAAGGAUAACACUGAACCACAACAUACACAUGUAGUCUUCAAAAUAAUAUGUUUAUCAGUCUCGCAUGUGGUAUGUCAGUUAGAGGCCUGGAUUAAUAAUUGUGUGGUUGCAGAAAAUAUCCAUACCCUCACCAUGGAGGGAAUUUCACUUAGGACCCCCCCUCCCACCUCCCUGGAUUUUCCAUAUUUGUAAGGAACUGAUGACCCCCCCUUUUUUUCACAAAGUAAGACAAAGACCCCCCGACCCCUCUGGACAAGUUUAUUUUAACAGAAAAAGGUUAUCAAAGUAUUAAGAACAACGCCGUUUGCUGCUAUGCAAUGGUUUUCAUUUAAUUUUAUUGAGAUGUCGCGAAUAAGAACACAGUUAACCAGCUACAAAGCAACCUGAACUACAAAAUAUUGCUUAUCCCUUUAAAGUUGUAUCUGUCAGUUUACCUUGAUGUGCAAGCUUACGAUUUUUUUUCAAAACGGCAGGUAGCCGUCUCCACGGCCGUAAUAGGGAGUUUAUGCAACAACGACGGCGACGGCUAUGAAAACGUCACUUAAAAAGUGAAUUUGCGCUGCCUCAAACUUAAUAGCUCUUAUUCCAUCUCAUUUAAUUUGUCAAUUUUUGGCAAACUUUUCUGGAGUUGAAUUCUAAAGGACUGCAUCAAAGUCCAGGAAAAGAAAAAGAAAGUUGUAGUCUUUUGUUCCCGUCCUCGACAAAACAUGAAAUUAGGCACUUUCAUGUUGUAGUCAUGCAACGACUGCAGAGCAACGUACAAAAAAGCCUGAUGCACAUGCAAAGUUGUUGUUUUGGUUGUCUAAACCUAUUGCUUUUUUGCUAUUCUUGUUGCCGUAAUUCCAUGAAAUCCCUAAUGUUGAUGGAACGAAUGCCAUUUCAACGUGAAUAUGAUCGUGAGCACAUCAAACUUUAAAACACAAAAUUAAGGGAAAACAAAAAGGAGAAGAAAAACUCUAGAUUCUGAAAUCAUAGACUACAAGUAGUCCCCAUUUUUCCUCGGGAAUAGUAGAGUGAGCGGGCGUGAAAAUCACCCCAUGCGAGAAAAGCGAGACGCACUGGGGAGGCACCACGUCUCGCUUUUCUCGCGUGAGGUGAUUUCAUGCGCGCUCACAUUUUGCUCGCUCUACUAUCCCUCAGGAAAAAUGGGGACUACUCGUAGUCUACUGAAAUCAUUACAUCAUAUACCUUCUGCUUCUUGAAGCGAAACUUUCAGUGUUGUACUGUUUUUCGAUCGACUGAUGUUGCGCCAAGAUCCAACUCGAAGAAACGUAGCUUAUCGUACCAGAACUAUGUAACUACAACUGUCACGUGUUUAGGUCUCUAAGGAGACUGGUAAUGAGUAAUGGCGGUCAAUAUUCUGCAUGUGACAAGAUGAGUUUUUGUUGGCCUAGCAGAGGAGCCUAAUUCCUUUGGAUUCGCAUACAUAACACUUUUGGAAGAAAGAUUACCUGGUUUAGAUGAAAAAACAAUCAUAAAUGAUAUAGUUAAACUUACUUAUGUCUUCCAAAGUGAUCUACCAGAUCAGUAAGUACCAAUUUUCGUACUGAGUUCGAAUUUAACCCCUUGGAAUGUGAUUUUUAUCGUCCAACCCCACUCCACUGUGGAAUUUCCUGGGCCUCUGUACUCCCCCCCUCCCCAACCCCACCGCCUUGGAAUUUCCAAUUCCCUCCGUGGUGGAGGUAUGGCUAUUUUCUGGAACCACAUGUUGCAUUUGCACAUAAAAUGUAAUAGUGUUUACUAAUAUUUUUAUGUUGCUUGUUAUUUUACUUCACAGAAUCCCACAUUGGUGUUGCACAGAGACUGAAUGGUGAAAUACCAAAUUCUGUUAUCCUUGAUCAGGUACUUAUUUCAAAUUCUAUAUCUACAACAGAGUAGAUUAUUUUAGGUCACUUUCUAACCAAUUACACUCAAUGUGUUGUUUCAUAAAACGUUAUAUUCCUUUCUUUAGUAUCGCAAUGCAGGCAAUCCACUGGCACAUUAUGAUACUACUGGACAGGAAAUACUUGACCAGUGUGAUGGUAUGUGUGAUUAUAAAAAUUUUUAUGCAAAAAGGGGUUUUAUCAACCUAGUCAAUCUACAUUUGUCAUAUAAUUUUUUAAAUCUUUUUAAGGUGGAAAGUUAACCUUGUCAACUUAGUUGAUAAAACCAAAUUUUUUCGUUUCUCUCCCUCACUGUUGCAACACCCCACAAUUUCUUUAGAAACUAUCCUGUUUGGGUAAAUGGAUAAAUGAACUGGAUUUUUGGGAAUUAUUGAAAUAUGGAUGGCAGUCACUGCACAAAAUGAUAUGUAAUAAAAAAGGUAUGAACAGAAUGGGUGGAAACGAUGGGAUGGUGAAUAGUAUGAGGUGGACAGUCUAUGGUGGAGAACAUGGAAUGGAUCGAAUGGCAGCACCAAUUCAGCUUGUCAAAUGAAGGAGGCUCAUGAACAAAAUUGAUUUAUUGUAAACAACACUGGGGCAGUAAUAUAGCCAUUAGAUUUAAUUCAUUCAUUUUUCACUUGAAUUCAGGUAAUCAAUUAUGACUUCGAGUUCAAUUUGGAAUUUAUUCACACAAGUGUUUUUUUCAAAACGUUAACGUGUACAGGCUUAUGCAAUAUGAACUUUAAUAUCAGCUUUGCACACUGGCAGUUUUUCCACUUGCAAACUUCAAGGCACCGGCCAGCUUCCCACAAGCAGAUUGUGGCACUUGAUUGGUUCUUAUAUACUUCUGUUGUUUGUUAGCCAAUCACAUUUUUUUCUGUAAGAAAUAUGCAUUUUAUUUCCUUCUUUUUGCAUUAUGUUUCCUUGUUUUUGCACUGUGUUUACGAAAAACUGCAGUGCUCUCAGCCAAUCAGAUUCAAGAGAUUUUUUCACAUUUGUUAUUAUAAUUAUUAGAUUAAUAAUAACACUAUUUCAAAAAUUAUUGGCACUCUUUCAUUAUAAUUGUCACUAAAAGUGGUUAUUCAUUAUUGCAUGGGUGUUAUUGGCUAUUAGAGUCAAUAAGAGAUAACCUCCUUUUCAGUGUUACACGCCACUAGUGUUAAUUCACUAAUACCCUGGCUGCUUCUUGCUAAUUAAUGUGAUAAUUAGACCUGUCGGUCUCAAUCAUUUACUUAUUAUAAUUUUCAGUAGAUUCAGUACAUUGUUUACUAAAUCAACAUUUCUGAAAAUUUUCAAUUAAGAACCUCAUCGUAGAAAAGUCUCUGAUUUCCCACUAUGUGUCCUAUACAUGUAUGAAAUGCAUCAGGGCAAAACAGAAAAUCACCAUUCUUUUGUGUGGGUGUUUUCUCUAUAGUAUAUACUGACUGUUUCUUUCAAAGGAAUUUAGUGUGUUAUUUUGCAUGUCCAUUGUAAAUUACUUCACGGCUUAGGCUCUCUUCAAUUUUUAGACACCAUCACCCAUAGGGCAACCUCUUUUUCCUUCACUAUAAGGGUGUGUGGUAGAUAAAGAGAGAUGUGACUUUAAUUUCUUGUAUUAGAUAUUAGCUAAAAUAUAAGGGUUGUUUUGUAAGCCUAGCUAUCUGACAUUCAGAAAAUGAUAAUGUCUUUAUUUCAAAGGAAUAUUACAGUGUACUAUUUUGACGAUUUAAUUCUGGUUUAAGUCAUCCUUAUCUAAUAUCAAAGUUUUCAGACCCUAAAUGCCUGUGAAUUUAAAGCAUUUCCGAGUAUUCAGUGUUCACAAAUUCACUGGGGAAGCAUAACCUCAGACUCUCCUAGAAUGAAGGAUCAUUAUUUUGGAUGUCAUCUACUUUACAGGAACUUCCUUCUACUUCAAACCUAAAACAAUAACAUAGGUAAUACGUGUGUCAUUUUAGGUAAAGUUGACAUGGUUGUUCUUGGUGCUGGUACUGGUGGCACUAUAACUGGUGUGGCAAGAAAACUCAAGGAAAAAUGUCCAAAUGUUAAGGUAAUCAAUAUUUUGAAAUAGUUUUGUAAAUAAUAUAUCAGUAGUUGAUGCUAAUGCUGCUAAUGCUGCAGUUUGCAGAGGAUUGAAACUACAUUGUAUGAUUUGCCAUGUUUGAAAGUCCAGUACACACAGUAUAUAGCUUGCAUGGGAUAUUUAAGAAUAAUAAAUGUAAUAUGGUACUUUUCAGGUGAUCGGUGUUGAUCCUCAUGGGUCAAUCCUGGCUCAACCGGAGGAACUCAAUGAUUGUGACAACCCAAUCUAUCAUGUAAGUUCCAACCUAAAAACUUUAAUUGAACUUUAAGAACUACUGACCAAGUUAAGAUUUCUUUAUUUUUUGUGAAGUGUCCAUGACAUUAUUGAAAGAUCAGAUACCACUUAAUAUAACCAAACAAUACUUAAGUUAGUGUGGUACAUGUAUGCUCCCUAAACCCUUGCUGUGCCUAUUAAGCAUUUUCCAUGCAUGCAAAAAAAAGACAAUGAAAAUAAAGAGAUGAUAAAAUGCUACAUUUUAUCUGUUUUCUUGUAGGUAGAAGGUAUUGGCUAUGACUUUGUACCUACUGUUUUGGACCGCAGCGUUGUUGACAAAUGGUAUAAAGUUGGUGACAAGGAAGCAUUCACUUUUGCCAGACGACUUAUAAGAGAGGAAGGACUGCUUUGUGGUAAAUAUGUUAAGUUUGACACAAUUAGGGGAAUGUUUUUGCUGUCAGGCUUUUUGGUGGAUAUAUUGUCAACUAAUUUGUGUUUUGUUGUUAUAUUAGGUGGCUCAUGUGGAAGUGCUAUGGCUGCUGCUGUGCAAGCAGCACAGACUCUGGGGGAGGGACAGAGGUGUGUUGUCCUGCUGCCGGACUCUGUCCGCAACUACAUGUAAGGCAAAGUAUUCUCCACCUUGUAAUAAAUAUAAUAUUGCUUAGGAAUGUCUCUGGGUACAAUUUCAUGUAUUUUUAAAGCAUGUGAUUCCUUAAGAAUCAUGAGUUUAAUGUUAAUGUAUUUUAAUUUUUCUUUAAUUUUUAGGUCCAAAUACUUGAGUGAUGAUUGGAUGGAAGACAAAGGAUUCCUUGAAAAAGAGAGAAAAGAAGAUAACAACAAGUUUUGGUAUAGAAUAUAUAUAUAUAUAUAUGUCCCUAUUUCACUUAAACUCAUUACCAUACUUAACCAUUAAAUUGACAAAAAAAUAAAACGUUUACCGAGGAUAAAAUUGAAUGUUAUUUCUGAAAGGAAAAAUAUUUUGUUUUGAUAUAUUUAUUGACAAUAUCUCUGCUUUGGAAUGAACCAUAGCAUGGUUUAUUUCAAAGCAGAGAUGUUGUCAGUGACUUAUCCUUUUCUUUUUUUUUAAGAUAGUAAUUAUUACUAAUUGCCAAGGUAGGAGUAAUCAUACCAUGGUUGACACAGGUCAGGAAAUAGUCAGGGCAGGGGAAAGAACAUAGGAAAUCUCACUUCUAAUCAGGGAAAAUUUAAGUCUUUGAGAGAAGUCAGUCAAAAGUGAAAUUUAACGAGUACAUAUUUAUUCUCUUCCCUCUUCUUUAAUUGUUUUCUAACAUUUAAAAUUCUUUUGUGCUUUUUACGGACAUGAAUCUUGUUGCGGGCGACAAGAGGAGCCCACAAUCGUAAUAUCCAGGUUGUUGUUGCACAUGCAUCGUAUGUAGCCAGCAUUCAUUUGGACUUCCAUUAACAAUGAAUGGAAUGCACAGAAAGCAAUUUGAUCAUGCGCCUUUCGACCUUCUACCCUCGUAAUUUGAUCACUUGUAUUUUGACCAUCUGUUAUGUGAAACCUGGGCAAAGAACAGUUUUGGAGCAAAAGCAUUUUGACCUUCGAUUGUUGUCGUCUGCACUCCGCAACCUUUGGUUAUUACUAGUUGUAUUGGUAGAAUAUUGUUCGUGAAAUUGAACAAAAUGCUGAUGUACUGGGUUUUCAAGAAUGUCAGUCCCUUUUGCACGUUAUGUUAAGGAACUAUCAAUUCAUGUACACUGCACGUGACUUGCUGAAAGCAUGAAUAAAAGAGUGAAGAGGAUGGCUCUAUAAAGAAGAGAGCUGAGUCCAUUAUCAGGACUAAUUUGUGCAAUUGUUAAUUCAGUUGGUCAGGGAAAUUUUACAUUUGUCAGGAAAAAAGUCAGGGAAUUUCAGAAACCUCUGGCUGUGGCAACCAUGUAUAUCCUUACCCGACUGAUGUGGUGAUGUGUUAGUCGAUUUUCUACUUCCAUCCAACAAUAAUUUCAGUAUUUUAAAACUUCUACUUGAUUUUAUUAUUAUUUUCCAGGUGGUGGACAAAGAAAGUUUCGUCCCUUAACUUACACACUCCACUAACAGUCCUGCCAACUGUUACCUGUCAGCAGUCUAUUGACAUAAUGGACAAGUAUGUUUCUUAGCAAUAUAAUUAAAGUCCUAGUGGGGUGUCUAUCUUUACAGCAACUGAAUUGCACCAAGCAUGCACGCAUUAUUUAUUCCACAGCUAGAGUCUUAAUUUGUUAACAAAAUAAGAAUGUCUUAGUGUCAUUACUAUAAAGAACACAACUUAAUCAGAAUUUUUAAAUCUGUGUAAAAAAAGUAUUUACAGGAGAUCUGCCAUUUGAAUAAUUUUACGGCGACAUGUAGUAUUUCUUUCACUAUUUAAAGGUCGAUGCCUUGGGAAGAUUAUUUAGCUGUACCAAACGCUGGCUGCAUUAAUAUUCGUUUAAAUGAUGUUUGGAUAGUCUGUCACGCACUUCACAGAUUGUAAAGACAGCGGGCAAAACAGAACCAGGGUGGUAUUUUAUUUUGGCGCUAUCUCCAUUGAAUGUUUCGACACUGGUUACAGAGCCCGUAGUUUUAAGAAAAAGAGUAACUUUUGAUAGAUGUAUUCUUUCAUUGUCUGAAUUGCUGCUAUCCUCUCAAGAAUUUCCCAGAUAAAUAGCUGAAACGACUUGUCAAGAACGUCUUACCCUACGACAAAUCUAUAUAUAUAUUCGCGAAAGCAAUUGUUUUCAUCCUGUACCUAAAACUAAUUUCGUCAGCGAUAUUCUUGAAUUUGUUUAUUCAUUUAUUUGUCAAUUUCUUUAUUUUGCAGGGAAUGUUUUGAUCAAGUUCCAGUAGUCAACGAUGCUGGGUAAGGGUGGAUAAAGAAAUCCGGAUUUUUAUUUUUAGCUGUGCUUUGUUUGACUGGUUUAAUUCACCUCUGUUCUUUCCUUUGAAUCAGAGCUGUAAUGGGAAUGGUUACUCUUGGUAACAUCAUGUCGCAGAUUUUAAGCGGAAGAGUCACUCCUGAGAGCCCAAUAGUUAAAUGCAUCUACAAGAACUUUAAAAAGGUGAAAUAGAGACAUUCCUGAGCUUAUUGUUUAUUUUCUAUUCGAGCACCUGCUGUGGAAGCCGUAUUCCAUAUAAGUAACAACCAGCGUACUAGUCUAAUAAGAUCCGUUUUGGAUGGUUUGUAAGGCAAAGUCGUGUUUAUUUUUCAGGUUACACUAGACUCCAGUCUUGGUCAAUUGUCAUGUAUUCUUGAUCUUGAUCAUUAUGCUGUUGUAGUCCAUAGUCAGCGGCUCUGUAAGUAUAACAUGCAUGCAUUCAUAAACUAAGUAAACUUGUUUUAGAAACAGUCAGUUCAACUGAUCAACUUUCUAAGCCUGUAAGUCAGGAGUAAAAACAACAAUAACUGAACUGAACUGUUUGGUCUGAAAUUAUGCUGGUGAUUUCAUAAUUAGACUGUUCACAGUCCUCUAUUUUUCCGUAAGAUCAUCGAGAUCGAGCGCUUUGCGUUACGGGCUGCCAUCUUGCAUGAGUGUCAAAACUACUUAGGGAACGGGGGAAUACUUGAGUCAUAAUCCGAGCUAUAAUCCCCGACGCCCGCCCCUCGGUACAUUUGAAAAUCAAGAUAGCCGUGACGGUAAGACGCGGUAUAUCUAAACGAUCUCACCAAAAAAUAGGGGACUGUGAACAGCCUAUUUCAAAAUCAAAGAAGCGCGCAGCGUGAGUACCAUUUGAAAGUGUGAUUUCACACCAAAAUUGAACUACACGAAGUUCAAUUAUGACUUAAGUGAUUACUUCCAUUGUAAAAUCACCCCAACAUUGGAUAUUAGACAAUAGCAAUAUUCUCUUGAUCUAGCACCAGCCGGUUUAUAAAUAAGCGGAACCGGAAACUCUUUUUUGUCUCAUUUUGUAUGCAAAAAAGGUGCGGUUUUGAGCAGAUGUCACCUCAUGACUCUGUAUAAGUUACUCCGCUGAGAGCCCAUCAAAUGCGAGGAUAUCAUUCAUGAUUUCACAUUGAAUGUAGUAAAGGUAUGAAAUGCCAUGACUUAAUUAACACCUUAUUUCACUGAGGUCCGACAGCUGUAGGUAGUUACUGUGUAGUACGAUUGUUCUCAGAUACAUACUUACUGUGAUCGUUUUGGCUUGUUAGAUAACGAUAAAGGAAAACUGGACCAGAAAGAAAUGAUAUUUGGGAUUGUCACCCGCAUUGAUCUGUUAAACUUCAUCACUUUGGGUCAACAAGGAGAGGCGACUUCAAAUGGAGAAGUGUAAUCUGAAUUUCCAACCUGCUGUUUGUAAGAGGAACAAGACAAGAAUGCUGGCUAUUGUUUUUCACUAUGUUGAGCGAGAUAGGAAUGAACGAACCCACUGCUUCUCCCUAGUUUCCAAAGUUUCCACUCUGUUACAUGGUCGUAGCCCGUUUGUUCCUUUAACUUGCAUGAUUGACAUUCUAGGACUUUCAGCAGUCUGUUGAUAGAAAGACAGUCCAAUUUCACGUUUCACCCUCAUGUUUACGUGAAUUACUUUAAAUCACCCUGGAAAUGGAGCAUUCCUUUAUUGUAGCUUUAAAGAACUAAGAAAAUAGACUGUUACAGUAGUGAAGAGCAAAUGACUCGAGCACUUGUUGUUCUGAUAAUUGAAAUAUUGAGGCUGAUGUGACUACAGCUCAGCCAAAAUUUUUUUGCCUUGCCUCAAUGGAAAUAGGCAUCUUACUGCGUUUGCGCUAUUUAUGUCUUAUAAUUUAUUGGCACUCGUGUGUGAAAGCACAUUAACUUAUUUCUUUUUGAAACAGAACAGAGUCAGUGUAUGCGUAGAGCAUUUAGAAUACUCUUGAAUGUUUAUUAGUCAUAUGGAUAACUGAACACAGACAUUAGGUCAAGGCGGCUGAGUAUGCAAGUCUUAUAUUUUUUCCUUUAAAUAAGGAUUAAGCCCUUUUCUGUUACACUGUGUUAGUACGUAAUUGAACCAACCAGUAUGUCACUGUCUCGACUGAAAAAAAGAUCGCUUAAUAAUUAUUGUAUGGUCAAGAGGUGUACGAAGCACAUGUAAAAAUGGAUAAAUAGUGGAAAGCUCUUGUCACGUGGCAGUGAGAGAGUCGUCCAGUUAAUACACAGUUUGUAAAACUGCUUAAAAAUUAAGAAACAAAAGGAAUACAUUAUAAAUUUGUUCUUGACACCUCGUUAGAAAACGCGCAAAGAAUUUAGGUUUUUAAUAGAUAAAUAUAGUAUCUUAGUUGACGGCAGGUCCAAUCUAUAUCUUUUCCGCGGAUAUUUUGUAUGAUUCUUGGCAUUUAAGAUUGCAAAAUUAGGAAUUGUUAGCUUUGAGAAACCUCUGAGGCACCGAACGAAUCAAGUUCUGCAAAGGCUCUUAGCUCUUAAAGGAGCCACGUCACGCCACUGUCCGCAUCUUGAGAUAAUUAGCCUAAGUUUAUCAUGGGCGUUAUAAUCAUGCCCGGGGGGGGGGACUCCGCAUAUGAAAGGGGUGGGGAUCCUCGUCGGAAAUUUUGAAUUAAACCCCUAAAGGAGACCGAUCUUGGCGUGGCCCGAGCUUUUUUUGACCCCUAAAAGAGACCAUGUUAAAACACAGACAAAUGAGAAAAAUUGGAUUAUAUGAAUGAGUAAAUAAAACUAACUAAAAUAUACAUAUCAAAUAUAUAUUUUAUAUUUUUUCGCGUGCAACCCUAAACGAGACCUUCACGGCUAAAACUUUGCCCAGAACACCCUAAGUGAGACCCAAAUCCGAACUGUAUACCCCUAAGCAAGACGACGAGCAUCCCCACC
Molecule: messenger RNA, 12237 nt
Organism: Porites lobata
Lineage: Eukaryota; Metazoa; Cnidaria; Anthozoa; Scleractinia; Poritidae
Source: the annotation of a GenBank genome assembly